Molecule: messenger RNA, 1850 nt
Organism: Drosophila ficusphila
Lineage: Eukaryota; Metazoa; Arthropoda; Insecta; Diptera; Drosophilidae
Exons: 5
Coding region: 97-1698 (533 amino acids)
Source: RefSeq, a predicted model, not a curated record
AGUGGAGCGUCGUCCGCGUUUUGUGGCUGCGUCGCUUAAUUGGCCCAAAAGUAUCUCAAGUGUGUGAUUGUGAAAGUUCCUGAGCAAGAAUAGAUAAUGUACGUGCGACGAGCUCUGCUCCUGGCCUGCUUGCUGUGCCUCCAUCCUCUGAGUCCCUCGUUGGCCGAGGAGGAUGAAUCCAAUCCGCUGCUGGACAUGGCCUCCAUGUUCUUCCAGGAGGCGCUGUCCAACCAGAACGGUGGCAACAACGGUGGAGGUGGUGGCGGCGGCGGAGGCGCUGGGCUGGCGGGCGUGGCCUCGCUCCUGGGCACCUUCAUGCAGGCCAACGGAAAGGCCGGAGGAGCAGGUGGCGGCGGCGGAGCAAUGCAGAUCCUCUCGGGCCUGGGCAGUCUCCUGUCCAAGAACGGCGGUCAGGGCGGUGGCUUCGAUCCCUCCAUCAUCGGCAAUGUCCUGGAGAUGUUCACCCAGGGCGACGAUGAGGAGAGCACCCCCAAUCAAAAGCGCAGCAGUGGCGGUGGUUCCGAGUCGGGAAUCGGUCUUGAUACCAUCCUCCAAGUGGCUUCGGCCUUCAUGAACAACCAGGGCAGCGAUAAAAGCUCCCAUCACCACCAGAAACGGUCGGCUGGCGAGGAACCCGAAGGCGACAAUGGGCUGAUGAACCUCCUGCCCCUGGUGAUGCAGGCGGUCAGCUCCUUCGCCGGUCCCGAGGGCCAGAGCACCCAGGAGAAGCACAAGAGCCACGCCUGGGUGCUGCCCCCCUUCCUGGAGCACAUCCACGUGCUGUGGGACCACUUCUCCAACUCCGAACUGGCCGAUGCCCUCUACGAGAAGUCCGGAGUCAACAAGAUCAUGAAGGGCUUCAAGGGCAGCGAUGGCAAGCUGGACUACGACAAGCUGUUUGAGUCGCUGAACAACCAAUCCUUCCGCCGGAGGUGGAUCAAGUCGGCGACACUCUACCUGGCCGACUGGGCCAGCUACCUGGCCAAUCCCGAUGUUUAUCUCAGGUACUUCCAGACGGCUCAGAUCAUGUUUAACGGGCUGCUGAAGUCUCAAGGUUACCCCAAGCAGACCCACUUCGAUCCGUCGCGACCCGGCGAGACCAUCUCCAACCUGCUGGACCAUGUGGCCAAGCACCAUCUGAACGUGAAGAUCGAUUCGCGGCAGUACGUCAAGCCGGCGGUGGGCUACGCCAAGGAGCUACUGAAACUGGGCCAGGCACGCGGACUGCUGCAGUUCAACGCCACCGAGAUCAGCGACAAGCUAACGGACACGCUCAACCUGGAGGUUAUUGAACCGGUGCUGAAAGUCCACCGCGCCUACAGAUACAUCUCGAAGUCGCCGCAGUGCGAUCGCUACGUGCUCUGCCAGCUGAAUGCAGCCGCUCUGGAGCAGCAGGAGAAGCAGAGGCAGCACGACCAGUACCAGCAGCACCACCAGCCGAAGCAGCACCAGCAGCACCACCAGAAUCGUCAGACAUCGGCCUCCGGUUUAAUUGCCGGAGUCAGUCCGAAAAUCGUCAAGAUCGGCAGCAUGGGUGCCGCGAUCUUCAUUAGCACGGAAACCGGUACGCCGUUCUGGACGCUAUUCGGUGUGAUCAAUGCGCCAUACAAUUGCGAGGCCAAAUACCCAGUCGACUGCAAUGGUUUCCACGAGGGCGAGGCCAAGGUGACCACCGAAUACAUCCACAACGAGUUGUAGUUGCCCCAAUCCAGGUGCGGAUCGAGUUCGGGAUCCGGAGGAGAAGGAGAAGGGGAAGUUAAAGGCUCAUUAAGACGAUUUAGCUGUAAUUGAGAUAAAGAUUUCGUGUGUAUAUAGUAUUACGGAUUGAAAUACAUUUAAAUUUAAACUAA